Messenger RNA from Bufo gargarizans (Asiatic toad), 1602 nucleotides. RefSeq names its product cAMP responsive element binding protein 3 like 4 (gene CREB3L4). Bases 147 to 1436 code for a protein of 429 amino acids. Gene Ontology annotation, biological process: regulation of transcription by RNA polymerase II. Gene Ontology annotation, cellular component: nucleus. Gene Ontology annotation, molecular function: RNA polymerase II cis-regulatory region sequence-specific DNA binding; DNA-binding transcription factor activity, RNA polymerase II-specific. Lineage: Eukaryota; Metazoa; Chordata; Amphibia; Anura; Bufonidae. The record is from RefSeq and is a predicted model, not a curated record. The transcript has 9 exons.
CAGAGGAGGCACCUGCCAAGCCGACCAGGAUGUGCAGAUCCUGGAAGCGUGCAGAGUGAGCAGCGACGGGCUACAGUCCUGCAGAGCUUGCAAUGUAGUGGUCGCAGGGCCACACACCUCUACAGGACACUCUAUAGUAAUAGGACAUGGCCCUCCCUGGUGACAUGGACCCCUCCAGGCCGGACCUCUUACUGGGGUGCAUGUUUGAGCCACAGGACAAUCUGUUCCACUCGGAGGGGUUUCCGGGGACUGACGCUGUGACAUUCCCACUACCUGAACCCCAUGGAUUCCCAGGCGACAAGCUGUAUGAAGACUGGCAGGUCAGCGGGCAGGCGGGACUCAGCGACAGAGAAGACACCGACGAGUUCCUGCAGAUGAUGAUCAAUCCCAACGAUGUCUACAGCGCGGAGGCGGCCGCCAGCGAGUCCCCAGAGAGUGACAGUGGCUUCUCCGAUGACCCCCAUCCCGACACUCCAGCGAAAUGUGAGGGGGGCACCCCACUGCCCCAGACCGGUGCCCCGGUGUAUGAGCUGGUGUACAACAUCGGGGCCAUGGAAGAGCAGAAGCCCCCUGGGGACAUGAGCAGCGUCAUAUCCAUACAGCUAGCAGAGGACUGGCACACCCCUGUGCUCAUACCGGACAGCUGUAUAGUCAGCGAGCUGCCAGGCCUCCGGAAGACUGUGGCAUUACCCGGCAGAGGCGCGAACCCUGACCUGCUCUCUAUAGAGGCUCUGUACCCGGAGCUCCACCUGACUGAUGAGGAGAAGAGGCUGCUGUCACAGGAGGGCAUAGCGCUGCCAAGCAACCUGCCGCUCACUAAGGCAGAGGAACGGAUUCUUAAGAAAGUGCGGAGGAAGAUAAGGAACAAACAGUCCGCACAGGACAGUCGCAGACGCAAGAAGGAGUACAUCGACGGCCUGGAAAGCAGGGUAGCAGCAUGUUCUUCCCAGAAUCAGGAACUUCACAAAAAAGUUCUGGAGUUGGAGAAGCACAACAUAUCCCUGAUCACACAGCUCCGCAGACUCCAGGCUCUGAUCAAGCAGACGGCAAACAAAGCUGCGCAGACGGGCACCUGCGUCCUGAUUCUCUUCUUCUCCCUGGGGUUGCUGAUCUACCCCAAUUACCACCCGCUCCGCCCUGGAGACGCCCCGAGUGACGGAGCCACUUACAUGCCAACCGGAGUGAUUUCCAGGAAUAUUCUGAAUAAAGACGGAUUCCUGGAGAGCACCGAGACUGCGCUGCCCGACAACCCAGCCCCCGAGGCACAGGACAAGAGGCAGGAAGCGGGGGUUGUCAGGCCUCCGGAUCCCCCCCAUACAGAGAAGACGGAGAGGACGCCCCCGGUCAGCUCCACCAAGAAAGACAGGCUGCCCCCCGUCCCAGAGAGUUCUGCUCUGAAGGAAGAGUCUAAGACGGGGAGGACAGACGAGAUGUGACCUGGCAGCGGACACGUGUAUAGACUGCAAAGAGGAGGGGGCCGGGUGUACCCCGAAACCUGCACCGCCACACGGUGUAUAUAGCCUUCAGCAAAACCAGCAGAGUGUGGGGGCGGGGCUGUGACUACCUCUCAGACACAUGUCAUUAUACCAGUGAUGUCAUCAG